AUGUCUGACAUGGACCGAACUGCGAUUCACGAAGUUAUGGAGCAGGGUCGCGUAACCAUAGCUAAGGCUGGCAUUCAUGCAAAAUUGAAUGCUCGCUGCUCUGUGCUUGCUGCUGCCAAUCCGGUUUAUGGAAGAUACGAUCCCUUCAAAACGCCUAUGGAGAACAUCAACAUGCAAGAUUCGCUUCUUUCGCGUUUUGACCUCAUCUUCGUUUUGCUGGAUGAGCAUGACCCUGAUAGAGACAGUAAAGUGGCCAGCCAUGUUCUCAAAUUGCAUUGCUACCGGGCACCUGGAGAAGAAGAUGGGACGGUGCUUCCUAUGGGUUCCUCUGUUGACACCAUGAGUACUUUUGAUCUCGCUGGUUUUGAAAGAACUAGCGAAAUGUAUGAGAGGAACUCCGAUUGGGUGGAUGACUCACAAAAGAUUUUGUCGGUGGAGUUUGUAAGGAAAUACAUUCAUCUGGCACGUUCCAUGAAGCCGAAGUUGACAGAAUCGGCUACUGAAUACAUAGCUGAUGUCUAUUCAGAGAUCAGAUCUUUCGAUAUCUCAAAGACUGAUAGAGAAAGAACUAUGCCCAUCACUGCUAGGCAGCUGGAAACGUUGAUCCGUCUUGCUACUUCCAUAGCCAAAGUCCGAUUCUCGAAAACCGUUGACAGAGUGGAUGCUGAGAAGGCUUACCAUCUUUUGCAUUUCGCUUGCUUCAAAGAGAAGCCAAAGGCACGUCUCGAUUUCGAAAACCUGAAGAAGAAAGGUGUUGAUCAUAGAAGUGAUGAUGAGGAAGAAGAGGAGGUAUGUCUUAUCCUUAAAAUUUAGUC
Cylicostephanus goldi is the source of this 815-nucleotide messenger RNA. The record is from the annotation of a GenBank genome assembly. Lineage: Eukaryota; Metazoa; Nematoda; Chromadorea; Rhabditida; Strongylidae.